This is a messenger RNA of Papaver somniferum (opium poppy), 960 nucleotides long. RefSeq names its product peptidyl-prolyl cis-trans isomerase CYP20-1-like. Gene Ontology annotation, cellular component: intracellular membrane-bounded organelle. The coding region runs from base 64 to 759 and encodes 231 amino acids. The transcript has 8 exons. Lineage: Eukaryota; Viridiplantae; Streptophyta; Magnoliopsida; Ranunculales; Papaveraceae. Gene Ontology annotation, molecular function: peptidyl-prolyl cis-trans isomerase activity. Gene Ontology annotation, biological process: protein peptidyl-prolyl isomerization; protein folding. The record is from RefSeq and is a predicted model, not a curated record.
GUCGUAAAGGUAGAAGAGAGAACUGAGAAAAGUACUGAGAUCAGAUUUCUGAGAGAACAAAAAAUGGCAUCUGCAACUAAGCUGAUUUCAGUAUCUCUAUUAUGGAUUGUUGUCUUGUUUGGAACUCUAGCUUUUAUCCAGAAUCGAUUAGGUGAUGCCGAUAAAUCAUCCGAUCUAAGCGAGAUCGGGAUUGAGCUCGAUCAGGCUAAGAAGUCAGAUGAGACUCUGAGGGAAGUAACCCACAAAGUAUUCUUUGAUGUCGAGAUCGAUGGUAAACCAGCUGGUCGUGUUGUCAUGGGCCUCUAUGGGAAAACAGUCCCUAAAACAGCAGAAAACUUCCGAGCACUUUGCACAGGGGAGAAAGGUACUGGGAAGAGUGGAAAGCCUCUCCACUUCAAGGGAAGCAAGUUCCACAGGAUCAUUCCUAGCUUUAUGAUUCAAGGAGGUGAUUUUACACUCGGUGAUGGAAGAGGCGGUGAAUCAAUCUACGGUGAGAAGUUUAAUGAUGAGAACUUCAAGCUGAAGCACACUGGACCUGGACUCCUUUCAAUGGCAAAUGCUGGUAAAAACACCAACGGUUCACAGUUCUUCAUCACGACUGUAACAACUAGCUGGUUGGAUGGCAAACAUGUUGUCUUUGGAAAGGUGCUUUCAGGGAUGGACGUGGUGUACAAAAUUGAAGCCGAGGGGAAGCAAGAUGGAACACCAAAACGCAAAGUUACCAUCGCAGACAGUGGUGAAAUUCCCUUGUCAUCAUAACUUUUUUAUCAUCUAACAAAGAUGCAGUUAACUUUUUUGACAUUUUAUGCAAUCUAAAUCUCUCCACUGUCGAGAUGACAUAAUAUGUAACGGACAUAAUAUGGUUAUCAAAUUAUUAGCUAGUAGAAAAACGUGAUGGGUUUUUUUCCUAUUAAAAAAAGUUUUAUUUAUAAAAGAGUUUAAAUAACCGAUUUCCUUGCA